Messenger RNA from Aspergillus aculeatinus CBS 121060, 816 nucleotides. RefSeq names its product alpha/beta hydrolase. The record is from RefSeq and is a predicted model, not a curated record. The transcript has 2 exons. Bases 1 to 816 code for a protein of 271 amino acids. Lineage: Eukaryota; Fungi; Ascomycota; Eurotiomycetes; Eurotiales; Aspergillaceae.
AUGACCGCCCAAACAAAGGCCAUCUUCGUCUUCGUGCCCGGUGCAUGGCACACCCCAGAUACCUUCGACAUCAUCCGCGCUGUAUUACGGCAGCGAGGGUACGAGUCCGAGGCCGUUGCGAACCAGUCCGUCGGCGCGGCCGAUCCAUCAGUCGGUCUCCAUGCCGACAUCGCCCACACCAGGAGGGUCCUCCGGGGUCUAGCCGACCAGGGACGUCCGAUCGUGGUGGUCGCCCAUUCCUAUGGCGGGAUCGUCGCCGCGGGCGCCGUCGAGGGUCUCGGCUACGCGCCUCGGGCCCGCGCAGGUCAACCCGGGGGCGUGAUCCAGGUGGUAUGGAUGGCGGCCUUCGUCGCGCCUGAGGGCAAGUCCCUCUUCGAGAUGCUGGGUGGGAAGUGGGAGCCUUGGAUGGGUUUCACAACCCCCGACGACGGAUACGUCUACACCACCCAGCCCGAGAGGAUCUUCUACCACGACAUGACCCCGGACGCCCAGCGCCACGCCAUCGCCAACCUGCACCGCCACCCCAAGCCCUCCUUCCUCGAGCCAGCCCUCCACGAACCCUGGCGCGAGAUCCCCGCCUUCUACCUCUUCUGCGACCAGGACCAGGCGCUGCCCCUGGCCGCGCAGGAGGCCUUCGCCCACACCCUGGGCAACCCCGGCCGCUAUCACGUGGACGCAUCGCACUCGGCGUUUCUGAGUGUGCCGGAGCGUGUGGCCGACGGGCUGGUGCUUGCGCUGCAAGAGGGGUUAGAGAAGACUGGUGCUGGCGCUGGCGCUGGCGCUCCUGGUGUGACUAACCGCGCUAGUCAGUUAUGA